GGCUACAGCUGUGGCCGCAGUCAUGGCAACAAAUUCUGCACAAAUAGAAGUGGGUAUUAAAAAUGCGGAAAAGGAUUCGCCACAGCAGGCAAAUGUGUCAGCUUAUCAACGAGAAAGUGUAAAGCCGAAAGCGAUUCGCGCGGAAGCUGCAGCGUUGGAGACUUCUGCAGUAGAAUUUAGCGAAGGUCGUGGCAAGUAUAAGCGACGCAAAAUGUUGAAGUACCUGCAGCCGUUGCUGGUUGGUGUUUUAAUUGUAAAGUUCAUCCUGCUGCCGCUCGUUCUGAAAACGUUAACCGCGCUCUCGACAUCGUCAUUUGUGAUGAGUAAAAUUGCAUUGGCAACUGCUGGACUAUUUGUGCUUAAAUGGCUAUUUUCCGGUUCCGAGGACGGCAGUGGCUACAAUGGAGGCGUCAAGGAGCGAACACAUUUCGAGAUUGUACAUUUACCAUUGCCACUGACGAAAACAUAUCAAAGGGGAAAUGCAGGUGGUGACGUCGUUGGUGGUUGGAGUGAUUUAUCGCUAAGUGGCAGCAACAGCAUAUUGGCUGUAAAGCAUGCAAACAACAAGCCCAGCAAAUAUAUACCAGUAAAUAGCGCCAAGGAAAUGGCUCAUAUGGUGGCAGCUGCAGUGGCGACAGACAGCGUCGGCGGCAAUAGCUAUCGAAGCACGCGACCUUAUGCUCGUCCCUAUGACGCUGCUUUUUAUGGUAAACCUUUUUUGUAAAAGCGCAUAUUUUUGAUCAGGCGAUUUCCCAACGAUUACACUGGCAUUUAC
Molecule: messenger RNA, 775 nt
Organism: Rhagoletis zephyria (snowberry fruit fly)
Lineage: Eukaryota; Metazoa; Arthropoda; Insecta; Diptera; Tephritidae
Cellular component (GO): membrane
Source: RefSeq, a predicted model, not a curated record